ACCUGCGACCUGUCAGAACCGGGUCAGAGGCACGCACACCGAGUGCACUUUGUCACAGACGUCAUGCGCCAAGUCAAACCUGGUUGUUACAGUCGGCCAUGUUCAUGCUCGUGUCACUGAAGAGAUGCCCGGCUUCUUUCCGGGUAGAAAUAUGAAGCAUUGUGCUUUUGUAAAAACAAAAAAAUUCAAAUUAACUUUGCUCACUCACUCAUUCCCUUAACCACUUAUUAGGGUGGGUGGGAGCUGAGGCAGGAGGACACCCAGGAUGGGAAAUGAGACUGAUCUGAUACACCAAUAAGUUUUCAUCUGCUUAAAUAAAAGAAUCACAGCCUGGAGGUCUUCCCUUUUUCUGUCCUAGGUAUUUCACAAGCUUCCAGUCUGGAUCUGGAAGUCUUUGGCCUUGUUCUCCUCCACUUUAGUGCACAUCUGCCCAUUUAACAUUAUUUGUUUUUAUCAUUAACUCAGUAAAGUUGCAUUAAAAGCACGCAGAUUAAUAUUUGUUGUUUCACGACAUGUUUAAACCCAAACUACUCAAUAACUCACUCAAAAGCACCUUAAUUGUUUCUGCACUGAUUUCCUUUUCAGCAUUUGAAAAGGCGACUGGAAGAAAACCCCAUUAAAGUUUAACCAACUCUAAAUAAAAAAGCAAGGCAACACUUAAAGUUAAAUUUUAGGUUAUUUUGUGCUGCUGUUCACGUGCAGUCCUGGUGCUGAGGUCUGAUGUUGUGGUUUGAAUCGUGUCCUUCCAGAUAAAGUCAGACAAUGAAGCAUGAGGAACUUCUUCACUCCUCUUCAUUAAUCGCUGGAGGCGUCGCAUCUUUCCUCCACAUUUCCUCCUUUUAUUAUCUUCGUUCAUCAGAAAUAAAGCAGGACAGCUGGUAUUCGCCAUGGGAGAGUGGGACCUACUGGGCCGCCUGCUGGAUAAAGUGCAGAGCAACUCCACGGUGAUUGGAAAAGUCUGGCUCACGGUUCUGUUUGUGUUCCGGAUCAUGGUCCUACACACCGGCGCUGAGAAGGUGUGGGGGGACGAGCACUCGGGCUUCGUCUGCAACACUCAGCAGCCCGGAUGUGUGAACGUCUGCUACGACCUCGCCUUCCCCAUCUCUCACAUCCGCUUUUGGGUUUUUCAGAUCAUCGCCUUAGCGACGCCAAAGCUGCUGUACCUCGGCCACGUCCUUCAUGUGAUUCACGUGGAGAAGAAGAUGAUGCAGAGGAUGAAGAACCAAGGAGAGCUGGAUGAGCAAGCCGGUCUCUUCCUCAGGAGGACUUUCAAAGUUCCAAAGUACACCAAAGGCAAGGGGAGGAUCAACCUCCGUGGCCGGCUCCUUCGCAGUUACGUCCUGCAUCUUUUGGCCAAGAUCGUUCUAGAAGUUUUGUUCAUCUUUGGUCAGUACUAUCUUUACGGUUUCACCCUCGAGCCUCGCUACGUGUGCACCCGCUUCCCCUGCCCUCACAAGGUGGACUGUUUCCUGUCCAGACCCACCGAGAAGUCCAUCAUCAUCUGGUUCAUGCUGGUGGCGUCUUUGGUCUCUCUCGCCCUCAGCAUCAUCGAGCUGCUCUAUCUGUGUGUGAAAGCUGUCAAAGAGUGUAUGGUGAGAAGACAGGACUACACCGUGACCCCGGUGACCCCUCCAGUCUCAGAGAAGAAGAAGAAGGCUUUUAAAAACCGGGACGAGACGAAGCCGAAUCGCGUCAACCUGGAGUUGGAGCAGCCGGGAAAGAAGCUGGUGAUGAACGGGACCACCGGAGGGGUUGGAGAGGGAGCCAACACGUUACCUUCUGACAACAUCGGGGAGAUCCACAUCUAAAGCAUUAUUAUUGGAAGUUUGAGCCCAAAUCCUGAUAGUUCUGUUUGCUUUGGUGGAAGCUGGAAGGGAGAGUUUGUGGAGUAAAUAAGAAGGGGGGGUUGAGCAGCUUCAGUAAACACAACUCAGUCACAGCCGAAUGUUAGUAAAAUAAGUUCAAAGGACCACCGUGACACUAAAACGUGACUACCACGUUUACACGCAGCUGACAAAACCAUAAAAAACAUCAACUUUUUAAAUUAUACAUUUUUUACAUUCCAAUUCCAUUUUUUUUUUCAAUAAACUUCAUGUUUGGAUUUCA
This is a messenger RNA of Nothobranchius furzeri (turquoise killifish), 2106 nucleotides long. RefSeq names its product gap junction protein, alpha 11 (gene gja11). Gene Ontology annotation, cellular component: connexin complex. NCBI's taxonomy places the organism in Eukaryota, Metazoa, Chordata, Actinopteri, Cyprinodontiformes, Nothobranchiidae. Gene Ontology annotation, molecular function: gap junction channel activity. The record is from RefSeq and is a predicted model, not a curated record. Gene Ontology annotation, biological process: cell-cell signaling.